UGCCUGCAUAUGGUGACGUUUCCUAUAGACCGGAAGUUGCUGGGUUCUACCGUCUGGUUGCGGAUUCCGUGCGGUUCUGUUUAGAAUCUGGUCGUGGUUUCCAAGAACUGAAACCAGGGGAGGCGAAGUGGAGGCGCCGUCCCGUAGGGGGCGGAAGGUACAGCUCUAAUCGACCGACAGGAUACCCGGAGAAGGGGCUCGUUCUACGAAGGGUGAGGGUGUGUAACUGACAACCGCCAAAAUGGUUUUGGCAGACCUCGGACGGAAGAUCACCUCGGCUCUGCGCUCUUUGAGCAAUGCCACAAUCAUUAAUGAAGAGGUGCUAGGUGCUAUGCUGAAAGAAGUAUGCACGGCCUUACUGGAAGCAGAUGUCAACAUCAAGCUUGUAAAGCAGCUAAGAGAAAAUGUCAAGUCUGCCAUCGAUUUGGAAGAAAUGGCAUCUGGCCUCAAUAAGAGGAAGAUGAUACAGCACGCUGUUUUUAAGGAACUGGUCAAGCUGGUAGAUCCUGGAGUAAAAGCAUGGACACCCACCAAAGGAAAACCAAAUGUUAUCAUGUUUGUAGGAUUGCAAGGAAGUGGAAAGACGACAACUUGUUCAAAGCUGGCAUAUUACUAUCAGAGAAAAGGGUGGAAGACUUGCUUGAUAUGUGCAGAUACAUUCAGAGCAGGCGCCUUUGAUCAGCUGAAACAGAACGCUACAAAAGCCAGAAUCCCUUUCUAUGGCAGUUAUACAGAGAUGGACCCAGUAAACAUUGCUUACGAAGGUGUGGAGAAGUUCAAAAAUGAAAACUUUGAAAUUAUUAUUGUGGACACAAGUGGUCGACACAAGCAAGAAGAUUCUCUCUUUGAAGAAAUGCUUCAAGUUUCUAAUGCCAUACAACCAGAUAACAUUGUGUACGUUAUGGACGCCUCAAUCGGACAGGCUUGUGAAUCUCAGGCCAAAGCUUUCAAAGAUAAAGUAGAUGUAGCAUCAGUUAUUGUGACCAAACUGGAUGGUCACGCGAAAGGCGGAGGAGCUCUCAGUGCUGUUGCUGCUACAAAGAGCCCGAUUAUUUUCAUUGGAACUGGAGAACAUAUUGAUGACUUUGAGCCAUUUAAAACACAGCCUUUUAUCAGCAAACUCCUAGGAAUGGGAGAUAUUGAAGGUUUGAUUGAUAAGGUGAAUGAGUUGAAACUGGAUGACAACGAAGCUCUGAUAGAAAAAUUAAAACAUGGUCAGUUCACACUUAGAGACAUGUAUGAACAGUUUCAAAAUAUCAUGAAAAUGGGUCCAUUUAGCCAGAUUUUGGGCAUGAUUCCUGGUUUUGGACAAGAUUUUAUGAGCAAGGGUAAUGAGCAAGAAUCUAUGGCACGACUUAAGAAACUCAUGACGAUAAUGGAUAGCAUGAACGAUCAGGAACUCGAUAACACGGAUGGUGCCAAACUCUUCAGUAAGCAACCCGGGAGAAUUCAGAGAGUGGCCAGAGGAUCGGGAGUGUCUGCAAGAGAUGUACAGGAACUCUUAGCACAAUACACAAAGUUUGCACAAAUGGUCAAGAAAAUGGGUGGCAUCAAAGGACUCUUCAAAGGUGGUGACAUGUCGAAAAAUGUAAAUUCUUCACAAAUGGCCAAACUAAAUCAGCAAAUGGCAAAAAUGAUGGAUCCUAGAGUUUUACAACACAUGGGUGGAAUGGCCGGCCUGCAGUCUAUGAUGAGACAGUUUCAACAGGGAGCAGCUGGGAACAUGAAAGGAAUGAUGGGAUUUAACAACAUGUAGCCAAACCUUUUGCCUUUCUGAUCAGAGGAUCCCUCAAAUAGCAUCUUUGCUAGAAAGGUAGCGGUGUCACUUCUGGAAGGCCAUGAAAUAAAAUGGAGCUGGACGCUAAGAUGCGAUCCUUGUUCGGGGUCAUCCUUGUCAUUUUGUUGGCUUCUUACUUCCACUUCAAAUAAUGACAAGGAAAUCCGAUUUUAAAUUAUAUCGCAAAUUAAUUUAAGUUUUUGAAGAGAUAGAAGAUGUUUAAAAAGACAAUAUUUACAACCAAUGUUAACCUCUUUGUAUACUUCAUCACUGGCAGUUUCCUGGAAAAUUGUCCACUGUAAAAUAAAUUUCUUAAUGGUUGUAGUUUGA
Messenger RNA from Bufo bufo (common toad), 2107 nucleotides. It is a transcript of the gene SRP54, whose product is annotated as signal recognition particle 54. The record is from RefSeq and is a predicted model, not a curated record. Gene Ontology annotation, molecular function: endoplasmic reticulum signal sequence receptor activity; 7S RNA binding; ATP hydrolysis activity. Gene Ontology annotation, cellular component: cytosol; signal recognition particle, endoplasmic reticulum targeting. The coding region runs from base 242 to 1756 and encodes 504 amino acids. NCBI's taxonomy places the organism in Eukaryota, Metazoa, Chordata, Amphibia, Anura, Bufonidae. The transcript is spliced from 16 exons. Gene Ontology annotation, biological process: SRP-dependent cotranslational protein targeting to membrane, translocation; SRP-dependent cotranslational protein targeting to membrane.